Messenger RNA from Rotaria sp. Silwood1, 396 nucleotides. The record is from the annotation of a GenBank genome assembly. Lineage: Eukaryota; Metazoa; Rotifera; Eurotatoria; Philodinida; Philodinidae.
AUGAAAUGGGUGGAAGGUGCAAAACCAGGCAUUGCCGUGGCUGGUGGUCAAGGAUAUGGAAAUGGUCUUACACAAUUGUCUUGUCCUCAAGGAGUCGUUGUCAAUCAAUUGGGCACUGCCUAUGUGGCUGAUCGAUGGAAUGAUCGAAUCAUGCGUUGGCCCAAAGGAGUCACACAAGGAAGUGUCAUUGUUGGUGGAAACGGUGAAGGAGGACAAUCCAACCAACUCAAUUGGCCCUUCGGUUUGUCAUUCGAUCGACACGGUAAUCUCUAUGUCGCCGAUUAUGGAAAUCAUCGAGUACAAAAAUUCAAUAUCGAAUUCAAAAGCGCCAAAGAGAUAUGCAGAGUUGAUCUCGGUGUAGGUACAUUGAGGUUAAAAGAAACACCUACCCCCUAA